AAGGAAGCGAGAAUAGCUCUUGGUGGAAAGCGCAUUUUUCCAAGCGCUUGUUCAGUUGUUUCUUGUUGGUCACGCGUGUGUUGUCCUCCGAGGCAUGGCCACGCGCGAAGGGUUCGAGAUUGAGGGGUGUGAUGAGGGGCUGGAACAGGAGGAGGAUGAAAUAGGAACAACAGUUCUGGAAGCCCCUGGCUGCUCCGGGGCGGGCUCCCGCUUGGAGAGGGGAAACCGAUCUGAGUCCAGCGGUGAGGGAAACGAAGAGAUGGAGGACGAAGAGGAGGAGGAAGAAGAAGAGGAGGAGGAGGAGGAAGAAGAAGAAGCUCUAGAAGGGGCCCCCACGGACCCCUUCGGAGGUUUUGGGAUAGAGGAUGGCGAAAUGGACUCGGAUGAGGAUGAGGAGCGCAUGAUUAACCUCUCUGAGCUAACACCAUAUAUAGUAUGUUCUAUUUGCAAGGGGUACUUCAUAGAUGCCACAACCAUCACAGAAUGUCUUCAUACAUUCUGUAAAAGCUGCAUUGUAAGACAUUUUUACUACAGUAACAGAUGUCCAAAGUGCAACAUUGUGGUCCAUCAAACACAACCCCUUUAUAAUAUAAGGUUGGAUCGACAGUUGCAAGACAUAGUGUAUAAGAUAGUCAUCAACUUGGAGGAAAGAGAGAAAAAGCAAAUGCAUGAUUUCUACAGAGAGAGAGGUCUGGAGAUACCUAAACCUGCUGUGCCUCAGCCCAUUGCUGUAGGCAGGGGGAGGCCCCGCAAAGUUGUUGGCUCAGUGUUCCGUAUCCCUCCAGAACUUGACAUAUCACUACUCCUGGAGUUUAUUGGAGCAAAUGAUCUCUCUGGGAAUUUUAAGCCACUGGAAAAGAAGUUUGUACGUGUUUCAGGAGAGGCAACAAUUGGACAUGUGGAAAAAUUCCUUCGAAGAAAGAUGGAUCUUGAUCCCGGCUGUCAGGUAGACAUUAUAUGUGGUGAUCACCUGCUGGAACACUAUCAGACUCUAAGGGAAAUCCGAAGAGCGCUAGGAGAGAGUGCAGUACAGGAUGGCUUACUUGUACUUCACUAUGGCCUCAUUCUUAGCAGAGAUUCCACUCUUUCAAGGAUUUGUUAAAUAUCAUCAGCUGAAGGUCUCAGAAGGAACAAAUCAUUCUCAAUCCUACAGCGCACCAGAGAAAGCCAUCUUCUUUGGAAGGAAUUAAACAAAUGCACCACUGUUCGCUGUACAUAGUAAGUUAGGACCUGACAGUGCUCUUAUAUCAUCAGUACCUAACUAGCUCAGGAAAGACCAGACCUAUCAAUAUGACAGGAUUCAUUUUAAAUGCUAUCUUUGUCUUUCAGUAUUCACAUCUUACUUUCAGGACUUGAGCAUGAGAAACAUAUUUAUCUGAAACAUCUUAAGUAUACAGUGAUAGUGGUGCUCUCAGGGAUGAUCUCCAGUGUGCAGUGAGUGUCUUAUUAGAAAAGACAUGAUGUCUUCUUAGAGACAUGAUGUCUUCUUGAUUGUAUGAUAGUUGACUUGGUUUAGAAAUAGUUGGGGAAAACUUUCAGAUGUAACUCUGGACAAAAUGGAGGAUAACCACCUUUUUAAAAACUACAAGCAUUAUAUUUUAUGUGUUAUUUAAGAAAUAGCAUUAAAAUCUAUAAUGUCUUAUCCUGUUAGUGAAACUUCAAAAAGAAUUAGAUGCAUGUUAACUAUAAAACAGAUAAUUAUUCUUCACCUAGGAUGGAUGUGACAGUAGAUUAUAUAAUCGCUGUAGGGGUGCCCCUGAAGCCCUUUUGGAAGUCAUUAAGCACCUGAUUAUAUUCCUAUCAAAGUCAGUGGCCAGACUUUGUUCUAGGAUAAUUCAUCAGCUGAAUGACAAAUGUCCUUCAGGACCCUUUCUCAGUACCUAUUACUUCUCUCCAAGCACACUUUUAUUUCUGAUUUGCAAUCCCUAACACAUUUGCACUUUCCCCUCACAGCCUCUGUCAUAAUCUCCUCUGAUCAUAGAUGUUUCACUAUACUCUGCUAUUUAUUUCUCUAACUGCCACUUUGGAAUCUUGGUGGAAAAUGGCCUGGGCCUGUGUCUCCUUCCAACCAUGUUUGCUUCAAACAAUGCCCUGUGUUUUCCAGUCAGUAGCAACAAUACGCAUGAACAACAUAGUAGUAGCAUAUAAGCAAUAUAGUAGCAACAUAGGAAUUUCUUUUUUUAUAUUUCCUAUAACACAACCGCAGCUAUGGCCUUAUUUCAAGGAUUUCAAGCAGUUUGAGCCUAUUGCAAUCAGAGUGAUAGGUAGAAAUCACAUUACUGAUAGUUUUUGUACCUAUACGGGAGGUUUUGCUAACAAUUCAUUGUAAUCUUACACUUCAAUAUUCUGUCCUGUUGUAUUACUGCCACUCUAUGGGCCUAAAACACUAGAGAUAUGUCUGAAAUGCUAGCUUUUGAAAAUGCUUUUGCCAGUUUCUGAAAUGCUAGCUUUUAAACCAGACUUUUACUUUUUCAUUGCAAAAAUAAUGCCUUCAUAAAAUUAAGUUUGCUACAAUAUUUUUGGGAUGUGUGGGGGUAUUUCUAAAUAUUUACCUAUUUAUAUUUAAAACAGCCAAUUUAUUUUCAAGAUUUCUGUAAAAAUCAGUCAAAGGAACUAAAAUGAUUUUUGUAAAUAUUUUUGUGCACUAUGUUAAGAAAUUAAAUAUUGUAAGCAUUAAAAUCCUUUU
Messenger RNA from Elgaria multicarinata webbii, 2686 nucleotides. It is a transcript of the gene PCGF6, whose product is annotated as polycomb group ring finger 6. The record is from RefSeq and is a predicted model, not a curated record. Gene Ontology annotation, biological process: regulation of transcription by RNA polymerase II. Bases 95 to 1102 code for a protein of 335 amino acids. Lineage: Eukaryota; Metazoa; Chordata; Lepidosauria; Squamata; Anguidae. The transcript has 10 exons. Gene Ontology annotation, cellular component: PRC1 complex.